Messenger RNA from Rhodamnia argentea, 993 nucleotides. Its product is annotated as NDR1/HIN1-like protein 6. Bases 70 to 840 code for a protein of 256 amino acids. The record is from RefSeq and is a predicted model, not a curated record. Lineage: Eukaryota; Viridiplantae; Streptophyta; Magnoliopsida; Myrtales; Myrtaceae. The transcript has a single exon. Gene Ontology annotation, cellular component: plasma membrane.
UCCCUCUUGUCUCCUUCCCAAUCACAUUCUUUUGAGAUCGUCAUCCCCCCUCUCUCUCUCUCAAACGCCAUGACCGACAGAGUCUUCUCCUCCACCAAACCCACCGCCGCCAACGGCGCGGGCGCCACGGCCAACGGCUCGUUCCCCACCACCAAAGGCCAGCUCUACGGCGGCGCCGCCCGCUCCACCUACCGCCCCCAGCCUGAGAAGAGGAGCCACCGCCGCGGCCGCUGCUGCCGGUGCUGCCUCUGGACCACCGUCGCCUUCCUCGUCCUCCUCUUCCUAAUUGCGGUCGCCGCCGCCGUCUUCUACGUCCUCUACCGCCCUCACCUCCCGACUUUCACCGUCACCUCCUUCAAGGUCUCCUACAUAAACGUCACCUCCUCGUCCUCCACUGUCAACUCCAAGUUCGACCUCACAGUCUCCGCACGAAACCCCAACAGCAAGCUCGUAUACAUCUACAGCCCGAUUUCGGUCUUGGUCCUCGGCGGGGACGGCGACGUCCCCUUGGGCGACGCGACGAUCCCGUCCUUCGUGCACGGGAAGAAGAACACGACGGUGCUGAAGGCGUCGAUCGGGAGCAACGGCAAGGAAGUGGACAGCAGUUCCGCGAGCUCGCUGAAGUCGGGUCUGAAGAGCAAGAACGGGCUGGCUUUGAAGAUCAGGCUGGACACGAAGGUGAAGGUGAAGAUCGGAGGCCUGAAGACGCCGAGACUCGGAAUCCGAGUCACAUGCGUCGGAAUCAGGGCGACCGCUCCGGCCGCCGGGACGCCGGCGGCGACGGGGAACGCGAAGUGCAAGGUGGAUACGAGGGUCAGGAUCUGGCACUGGACGCUUUAGGAGAGUAAAAAAGUUUACUGUGGUUAUAUUUUUCUCAGAAUAUAAAACUUGUCCAAAAACGAUGUUCAUUUUUAUUUAUUUUGUGUGUGUGCAUUUUUGUGGUUGGUGACGUGGCGAUUGAUGGUGUUAGGAGAAAGGAAAAUGGGCACUGAA